Molecule: messenger RNA, 705 nt
Organism: Aspergillus clavatus NRRL 1
Lineage: Eukaryota; Fungi; Ascomycota; Eurotiomycetes; Eurotiales; Aspergillaceae
Exons: 2
Coding region: 1-705 (234 amino acids)
Source: RefSeq, a predicted model, not a curated record
AUGAUACCUGGAGACUAUAUUCUGACCCCCACCUUGUUGCCCAACCUGCUUCGCGCAUCCAGGGCGGCGCUAUUUCCAUCGAAUGCUCGUCCAAAUCCACCUCCCGGCCAAGAAUCCGAUGUAAAUCGCAUUUCGACGCCGGCUCUGCAGCCUCCGCAGUUGUCCGUGCAUCCUCCGACUCCCCCUCCGGAACAAGACCCUGCUAGCGAUGCAACACCAGCAGCCCCAGGUAACGCUCACGCUCACGGUAGCACCCCUGCUCCUCCUCCUGCACCUUCCGAUCCUCCGGAUCAGGCGCCCUCCGCGCCAGAGAUUGCAGCCAUAAAGCGAGAAUGCGCGGCUCGCAUCCUCUCACUCGUUCCCCGGCCAGUCGCACGGAGUUUCUUUGGCGUUUCAGCCGGUAACUCCGGCUCUACGACCCCUAACGGCUCCCAGGGAAAUGACGCGCAGCAGCAGCAGCAUUCAUCCCGAGCCUCGUCGCCUGUAUCCACUUCGUCUAACGACGCGGAGGAGGCGCUCCUCCUGGAAGCAAUUGAGCGUGAUAUCCUGGACCUCUUUGCGGACGAGUAUUGCAACAAGCAUCUAAUCUACUCCAUCAUCGAAAUAGUCCUGGUCAAGAUUCUGCCCGAAUUGUCGGAACGCAGUGUGGCGGAACUGAUGGAGGACAGGGGCGUCGCGUUCGUCACACAUGAUGCCCCAGCAUAA